Molecule: messenger RNA, 4493 nt
Organism: Puntigrus tetrazona (Sumatra barb)
Lineage: Eukaryota; Metazoa; Chordata; Actinopteri; Cypriniformes; Cyprinidae
Gene: znf271
Product: zinc finger protein 271
Exons: 12
Coding region: 213-3527 (1104 amino acids)
Biological process (GO): regulation of transcription by RNA polymerase II
Molecular function (GO): RNA polymerase II cis-regulatory region sequence-specific DNA binding; DNA-binding transcription factor activity
Source: RefSeq, a predicted model, not a curated record
GUCAGUUCGUGUGGACGCGCAUAAUAAUUGUGUGAUGAGACGCGGGGAAGGUGAGGCUUCUUCUGCAUGAACUUUACAUCUCUCUCAGCCUUGUGGCGAGACCAAUCUUCACGUUUCUCUUUCGUCCGCACGAGCGACAGCUAACGCGCCUUUUUCUGUGUGUUGACAUGUGAAUAAAUCGACAUGCAACUAAAGGAGAUUUGGAGUAAGACAUGGAUCUGAGCAUGAAGUCACACAGUGCUUCGCAGGAAGUGGGCGUGUUUCCAUCAGCUGGAGAACAGGAGUCAGGUUUAGGAGAAGAGACGUCGGGGGCUUCCUUCGAGCUGGACGAACAGGCAAAGAGUCUUUCUGUCCGAGCGAAGCCUUUUCAGUGCUCUCAGUGCGGGAAGGGUUUUUCUCGAAUACAGCAUCUGUCCGAACACGUCCGGAUUCACACGGGAGAGAGGCCCUUUGAGUGCCUGGUGUGCGGGAAGACUUUCACCCGGGAAAGAGACCUCAAGACCCAUCAGAUCAUCCACACGGAUGCCAAAGCCUUUCACUGCACCAUCUGCGUUAAAAACUUUGCCCUGUUAUCCUCCUUGAGAAGACACCUGCGUGCGUUUCAUCAAGGUCAAGACGUCAGUACGGAGGGAAAGUGCUUAAUUUGCAUCGAAUGUGGAAAAAACUUUGCGUGUCAGCUGGAGGAGCAUGAGCUAACGCACACGGGAGAGAUUUCCCACCGCUGCCCCGACUGUGUCAACAGCAUCGCUCACCUGUCCGGCCUCACUUCUCCCGAACACACCUUCUCCGAGUCCGAGGACGCUUACGACAGCGAGAGGCCGUGCACUUCUCUGGCCUCCGAAGCCCCGCGCAAGCGCUCGCCAACAGACGCGCUUAAGGACGUCGGUGGACCUCUCUCUCUGGAACCUACAGGUAAGGCCGAGAAUGAAACCAUUCCCCAAAGUCAAGAAGAAGAGGCUCCGUCUCGACCGCCUCGCGCACAUUCUGCUGGAAAGGGCAUCGAAACGCCGGAUCCUCUUCGAGAGGAGGAGCUUGCGGCUCACCAGCAGGCGCGCGACGAGAACAAACCCCAUCAGUGCAAUCACUGCGGGAAGAGAUUUCAUAAGCAGGCCAAGCUUCGCAUCCAUCUGCGCGUUCACACCGGAGAGAAACCGUACCAGUGCUCCCAGUGCGGCAAGAACUUCAGCCAAGCGGUGAACCUCAGAAAGCACCACCGCACUCAUCACACGGAGGAGAGGCCGUACCACUGCGCUCUCUGCGACCGGAGCUUUUCCCUCUCCUUCUCUCUGAUAAAGCACCAGCGUGUCGCUCAUCCAGAACGUUUGAGUGUUGCGGAAAGAAAUCGCUUUACCUGUCCAUACUGCGGAAAGAUAUUCGGACGUCAUCAAGAUAUGGAGCAGCAUAAGCGCAUUCACACUGGAGAGAGACCGUUCCGCUGCACCGUGUGCAACAAAAGCUUCAGGCAGCGCUCGGUGUUGAUCGUGCAUCGCAAAAUUCACACUGGAGAGAAGCCUUUUGAAUGCUUCAUAUGCUUCAGGCGGUUUUACGGUUCGGGAGAUCUGAAGACGCACAUGGGAACUCAUACCGGCGUGAGGCCUCACAGUUGUCCUUUGUGCUCCAAAAGCUUCCCUCGGCCCAGCAGCCUGCAGGCACACAUGCAGUCCCAUCUGAACAAGCUGCAGGAAGGAGAUGCCGUAGUUGCUGGAGCUGAUAUAGAGCUUACUCCUGAAGAGGAGGACCAGGGUGAACUAGAUGACAUGGAAAGAGUCUGUGGUGUUUCCGCUUCGUCGCAGCUGUCAGCGGUGCUUUCUGAAAACUGCGGCGCUUUUGAAGACGAUACAGGGGAGCAUCUAUCGGAGACUGAGAUGAGAAUCGGUCCGUCGGCGAAUCGAGACCAUGAUGCUGAUCAGACUUCCAGCUCAGAGCUGACAGAUCACCAGAAGCCAUAUCAUUGUGGCAUAUGCACUAAAACCUUCUCUCUCGCAAUAUCCCUGAAAAGGCAUCAACUUAUAUUUCAUCCAGACCAGCACGUCGACAAAGAGGGGAAGUGCUUCCCUUGCUCUUAUUGCGGGAGGAAGUUUGGUCGACGCCAAGGUUUGUUACAGCACGAGCGAAUUCACACGGGUGAAAGGCCCUUCAACUGCCCCACCUGUAACAAAAGCUUUCGUCAGAGGUCGGCCCUGGUUGUGCACAUCAAAACACACACAGGAGAGAGAUCAUUCCUGUGCUUCGUGUGCAAUAAGAGCUUUUAUACCCCAGGAGACCUGAAGAAACAUCUGGAAAUUCACACAGGAGUGAGGCCACACAACUGCCCUGUGUGCUUCAAGGGGUUUGGGCGUCCCAGUUUCCUCCGCGCUCACAUGCGAAUUCAUGAAAAAGCUUCAACGAAGAAGCAAAGUGGAAUGGAGAAACCAACAGGUGCUCCAAAAGUCGACGUGCAGGAGAAGCCGUUCGAAUGCACUCAUUGCGGGAAGAGAUUCAGUCAGCAUUGCAUGUUAAAAAUUCACCAGCGGAUUCACACGGGAGAGAGACCUUACAAGUGCUCUCAGUGUGGCCUGAGCUUUCGCUGGAGGAGAAACCUGAUAGCCCACCAGAGCGGCCACCCGGGCGAAAACCCUCUCCAGUGUUCAAUGUGUGACGAAACGUUCGUCUCUGAAGCAAGUCUGAAGAAACAUCAAGACGCGUUUCAUUCAGGAGUCUCUCAUACAUGCAGCUUGUGUUUGAAGACAUUCACUCAAGCCGCUGGCCUCAGAAAACACGUUCGGUACGUUCAUGAAGGCGAGCGGCCGCACAAAUGCUCCGAGUGCGGGAGAGGAUUCGUCAAACUCUCCGACCUCGCGCGUCACCAGCGCCGCCAUCAUUACGACCGGGGCGACGAACUCUUUCAGUGCUCGCAGUGUGAGCGAAGCUUCAGUCAUCCCAGCAGUCUGGUUCUGCACCGACGCACGCACACCGAAGAAAAGCACGAGUGUCCUCAGUGCGAUAAGAUCUUCAGUCAGGCGGGACACCUGAAGGUCCACCUGCGCACUCACACCAAAGAGAACAAACCGAAAUUCGAGUGCCCCGAAUGUGGGAAGAGUUUCGGGCAAGCUAAAGAUCUGGUGGUUCACCAGAGGGUUCACACCGGAGAAAAGCCGUACCAGUGCCCACAGUGCAAGAAGAGCUAUCGACAGUUCGCGCAUUUGUCCGUGCAUCUGCGCAGUCACACGGGGGAGAAACCUUACCAGUGCCCCAUAUGUCUCAAAUUCUUCGCUCAUUCAUCAUCCAUGAAAAAACACCUGCGUGUUAUGCAUGCAGAGGGGAAAGACUUACCUGUACCCAAGGAAGUCGUGAAGGUCACUGUUGGCGUCGGCCCGUCUAACACGUCUGUAGAAGUCAAGCAAGAACCGGAGUCUGGUGAUGAAUACGAAUGUCAAGUGAAAUCUGAAGAAAACUGCUUUGCUAUAAUGGAUGAUGUGAAGGCUGUUACAGUCUCUUCAGCUCCUUCCGGUCCAUUAUCAUCUGUGACUUUUAAAGAUGAAAAAUGAAUGUGGAUGGAAACUAGGGUUUCUCACCAACAAUCUGCCAAACAUCAGAGCGCAUAGAAGAACCUGCAGCAUCAACUAGAUUACUGAUGACAAAAACAUUUUAUCAAGUAUUAUUGCAUUCUACACCUAAUCCAGAAGCUGGUCUCCAUCCAUGAAGACUUCAGCCUCCCUAAUUGGAAAGGUGGUAUUGAGACAAAGAACUAAUCAACACGAAUCCACACCACAGCAAGAUCUGUGGGGUUUAGUUGAGCAGGGAACCACUUAACAUCAGAACAAUCAAACGUUCAGGAGGCUUCAAACAUGACAUGCAUAAACUUUUGCCAAAUAGAAGAUCCUAAAGAAAUUCAUACUGGAGGAGAAGCGUUGAUAUUUGACACCCACCCACAAAUUGCCAUCCCUCAGACUGGCUAGAUCUUUUGGAAAGAACAUGCAGAAAGGACACUGAUAUAGUAGAGGAUUGUUUGAUUCUGCUCCUGGAAGUCGAUUGUUUUGCAGACUUCGGUUCCAAACCUGAUCAAACUCACCUGCCUGUAAUUUUCAAGUAGUCCUGAAGACCUUGAACGGCUUCUUUAGGAAUGCUUGCAUUAGAGCUAAACACUCUAGGAGGGGAAUUUAGUAGCCAGAUGUGGUAGGAAAACUUUGUCACGUUCCUGUUGUUAUAAUCAGGCAAACAUUCGACAUGUGCGCUUGUCAUCCUACACAUUUACAUUUUCAUCAGUUAAAUACACAACUGCACUUAUUAGACUUUAUGGUUUUGGAUCCAUUUCACAGAUUUUUCCCCUAAAGUCAGUGUUGAAAAUAAAGAAUCUGCAGAUUCUGGAUCUACUUACAAGCCAUGCAGAUCAUUUCGCUAGUAUUAUGUUGUUGUUAAUGCAACCGCCAGUUUUUGUAAUCAUUUAUUUUUUUGUAUACAUGACAUCUCAUAACAGAUGUAAAUUAAAUUACUUAAAUGUUUAGUCUGAAAAA